Gordionus sp. m RMFG-2023 is the source of this 4562-nucleotide messenger RNA. RefSeq lists its product as uncharacterized. Gene Ontology annotation, cellular component: plasma membrane. The coding region runs from base 90 to 3845 and encodes 1251 amino acids. Gene Ontology annotation, molecular function: 1-phosphatidylinositol-4-phosphate 5-kinase activity. The transcript has 23 exons. Lineage: Eukaryota; Metazoa; Nematomorpha; Gordioida; Chordodea; Parachordodidae. The record is from RefSeq and is a predicted model, not a curated record. Gene Ontology annotation, biological process: phosphatidylinositol phosphate biosynthetic process.
AUGAUUGAUAUAGUUAAGAACAUUCAUGCAUUUAUAGAAAUGGUGAAUUGUUUUUUUUUCAUAUACAAAUUUUGUUCCCAUAUGGGAUUAUGUCUUCGUAUGGAUUAAUGCUAAAAAAGAGAGUUGCCUUUAAGGAUAAGGAUGAUAAACUCAAAAAAUCAUAUAAACAAAAUGAUGCCCUCUCAACCGAUCGUCACCUGUUGAACAAUACUAUACCAGGAGGAAACCUUACUAACAUACACCACCACGAAAACAUAGGCAGAAAUGGCAAAAUUCCCGUGAAUGACUCCAGUAUGUUGGAACAAGCUCUAUCACAAAAUAUAGAUAGGAAUGUGGCCAAUUUUAGGACGGGAACGUCCACUACCGAAGAUAAAACCCCCGAACUCUUGCGGGAUAGUUUUUCUAGUGGUGGAAUCGACCACCACGACGACAGUAGCCAAGAGGACGCUCAGGGUAUACCACUCACCCGGAAAGAGGCCGUUAAGAUCAUAACGGAGCGUCAACGUAAAAUCGGUCAUAGGAGAGUCGACGAUGAAGGAAAAGUCACUUAUAAAAAGGUCGAAUCCUCCCAACUUUUAAAAGCCAUUCAAUUGGGGCUUAACCAUUCUAUCGGCAGCUUAUCCUCCAAACCACAGAGGGAUGUUUUGAUGCAAGACUUUACGAUGAUAGAGAUGGCAAUAUUUCCUAGGGAUGGCAGCUCCACGACCGCAGCUCAUGAAUAUAGUGAGUUUAGGUUCAAAACGUAUGCUCCUGUGGCAUUUCGAUACUUUCGGGAACUGUUUGGGAUCAAAACGGAUGAUUUUUUGAUAUCGCUAUGUGCUCGACCGCCCCGCGAACUCUCUAACCCCGGUGCUAGCGGAAGUGUAUUCUUCGUGACUUGCGACGACGAAUUCAUCCUCAAAACGGUGCAAAGGAAGGAAGCCGGAUUUUUAGAAAAACUAUUACCUGGUUAUUAUAUGAAUCUCAAUCAAAAUCCUCGUACUCUUUUGCCAAAAUUUUUCGGAUUAUAUUGUUAUCAGAGUGGUGGGAAAAAUAUUCGCUUACUCAUAAUGAAUAAUUUGAUUCCGUCCUCCAUUAAAAUUCACGAAAAAUACGACUUAAAAGGCUCUACUUACAAUAGAAAAGCCAGCAAAUACGAACGACUCAAAAAUACGCCAACUUACAAAGACUUGGACUUUAUGGAAAAGCAUCCCCAAGGCAUAAUGCUGGAACCAGAUACCUACGACGCCCUCAUUAAAACUCUUAAAAGAGAUUGCUUGGUGCUAGAGAGUUUCAAAAUUAUGGACUAUAGCUUUCUCAUGGGAGUUCACAAUCUUGAUCUCACUUUACGUGAAAAGGAAUUACAAGCAAAUGAAAAACUCGCCCGACAAAAUAAAUCUUUUUUGGCUACAUCUUCCGAUUCCUCCCUCAAUUCCUUGCCAAAUCAACAACAGGGGAAUUUAACCGAAAAUUUAGACGUGGAAAGCAAUAAACAUAUAAAAUUAUCGAAAAGAGUCACAGCUUUUUCCACCGCCAUGGAGUCGAUUCAGGCUCAAUCCGAACCUAUCGAUAUAGAGGAGGAGCAAGAUGCCCCACGUGGAGGUAUACCAGCAAGAAAUGCGCAAGGUGAACGUUUACUUUGUUUCAUUGGCAUCAUUGAUAUAUUGCAAUGCUAUGAGCUCAAGAAAAAACUAGAACACACUUUCAAGUCUAUAUUCCAUGACGGGGAUACAGUUUCCGUUCAUAGACCAUCCUUUUACGCUCAAAGAUUUAAGGAUUUUGUGUGCAACAAAGUUUUCAAGAAAAUACCAUCUCUGGAUAAAUUUGACGGUAAAAGUCCGUACAAGACUUUCAGGAAGUUCGCUUUCGCCACCAUGGCUACCGUUCGACACCCCACUUUUUCCAUGAUUCCUAAUAUAAACGAAACUCACGCCAAUACUCCCAUUCCCAAUGUCUCGGAUAAUAAUAUCCUAAACCAAUCGUACAGCAUUCAAAAUUCCAAAAAUAAAGUUCCGAUUCAUAUAGUCACUUUACCGAACGAAAAUGAAAAUUAUACGGGAAAUAUCCCUCAUAAAUCGCCAUUUUCUCUACCUUUCACUGCUCUCCCCGAGCACCUCCAUACCAAACAUGCCGGAGCUAUAUUCAAAAAGAUCAUUCACGAUGGAGAAAACAAAACACAUGAUAACUUGGAUCUCAUUAAUACAUCAUCAUUUCGUCAAUCCAAAAGAAAUAAGGAAGAGAUUAUGGAUUCUGGUGAAUCAAAUAUUAGAAGGAAACCAUCCUUUGAAUACAAGUAUCCACUUGUCACAUGGAAAAAAUCUCCACCUUCCGAUCUAACUCUCAUCGAUCAAUACGGGUUGAGGUACGAUUCCGAGAUAGAAGACGAUAUAGGGCCGGAGCUCUACGAGAAAGCAAAUUUGGAAGACGUUAACGCUCUUAAGCCCAUAAUAUCGACCGCGAAUGACUCGCAUAAUUCUAAAAUUAACACCAAUAUACAGAAUAAUUUAUUGUUAGACAAUAAAUCACCCUUCAACUCCCAUUUAGGAGCUGAUUUUUCAAAAAAAUUGCAGGGCUUUAUCCCGAAUAACGAAUCGCGAAAUGUGAUAAGUUACAAACUACAUCAUUCCACACCUAUGCCAACAACCGUGAUCGAUAUUGCCUUAAAACACAAUAAUGCGGUCGUUAAAAAGAGAGACUCCAUAAACGAACAAAAUAGGUUUAUGAGGGACAAAUUUUUCCUUGCCUCACUUCCUUCCGAUUAUUCCGCUCCACUUUCACCCUUGUUAAAUAACCAAAUAAACAAUUGCGAUUUACAAAUCAAUUUAACGAAUCAAAAUUUUGCCCUAAAUUCAAACACCUUGAAUAAAGAACACCUAAACCAAGAACAAGAUUUAGAUAAACCCGACUCACCUCCACCGGAUUACGAUAUGUCAUCUUCUUCUAAUUCCCUAGAUUUUGUCAACAAUAAUACUAAAAAUGAUGCCGUUAGUAAAUAUUAUGGGAAGAGUAAUGAAGUUAAUUUCCUUAAAAUGGGCAACAAUGGCAACGUUAAAAAUAACGAGAUGGAAAAGAUAAAGGUAGAUCGAUACGGUAUACCUCUUUUUACGCCUUUAAUAUCUCGGAUUUUGAAAUCGAAGGAAAUAGGCUUGAGCGCAUUAAACGAUGAACACCAAAACAAUAAUAUCAACGAUUCAUCAUCCCCUUCUUCCAUAUCCACCCUUACAAAUAGAUCUUCCUUUCCAAAAAAUAAUAGUCUCACCCCAAAAGACCAAAGUAUCCAAAAUUAUCCAAAUCUCCAAAAUUCUCCGAAUUUUGAAACGAAUAACGAAUCUACGGCUAUAAAUAUUCAACCUAGCGACAGUCGAUUUUCUAUGAUGUCAGCCCUCUCUUGUGCCUCGUCAAAUAAUUCAUCAGCCCAGCAGACUAGUUCUGGAUGGGGUUACAACUCGGACUACGCCACUGCUUUAGAAGACCUUGAGCCUUCUUACGGCGAUAAAAACUACCUAUAUUAUGAUCGCUUAGACGAAACGGAAAUCUGGAAAUCCAAUCAAGGUAAUGGACAAGGCAGCAAAUGCACCGUAACGGGUAACUCAUAUUUGGAUAAUGAUAGGGGUGUUCUAUACGGGGAUAGGGAUUAUGAUAAUUCCACGCCUGUUGCUGAUGCCAGGUUGACCGAAAAAUUUGAAGAAAUACCUAAAGAUAACCGAUAUGUAAAGGAAGCAAGCGUUGGCCAUAUGUACGAAAGGAUUUAUUCAGAGGAUUUAAUUGUGCGAAAACAGGGUUAUACCAAUCAUCACAAUCAAGUAGGGGAAAUUACUCAAACAUCUAAUUUAACCAAUACAAAUACCUUAGCCUAUCAUCUAUGAUCAAGUUUUUUUUUCUCAUACAUACCUCCUUUAAAAUACCACUCAAAUAAUUAUUCCUGCUAAUAAUAAUUUCACGAAAUCAAAUCAAUAAUUUAUUACUACGAAUUUAUGAAAUAUUAUAUAACAAAUAUAUAAUUUGCCAAAUUUAUUUUCAUGUGUUUUUUUUACACAAAAUAUAUUUUUAAUUUUAUCACACAAUUGUUUAUACAGUAUUCGAAUAAUUUAUUAUUUACAAACUUAAUAUUUAAUUUAUUAGCUAUAAUAUUCUUACAAUUAAUUGUGUUUAUUUAAAUAAAUAUGAAAUAUUUUUUUUUACAUACAAAAGGAAACAUUUAAAUAGUUAUUUAUUUACUUUGGGAUGGGAGCUGCCAUUUUUUAGUAAAUUGAAAUAUAUAAUUUUUAUCUAUACUUAGACACAUUUUUAAAAUACGUUUGCCAACUCUGGACGACUUCAUUUACUAAAAUAAAGUUUAUGUUCAAGGAAUUAAUGUAUAAUAAUAUUGUAUUUUGAUUUCUUUUAUAUGAAUUUUUAUUUGCAAUCCUUUCAAAAUGCCACUUAUUUCGUAAUUUUACAACCAACAUUAGAUCUAAUUUUACAUAUUUUUUUAAAAUAUUAUUAUGGUUUUUUGUGCUUUUGUUUCGUGUUAUUGAGGUUAUAGAAUAUUUUACAAAAAAUGUUUCUUAUACGCUCGAUUUAUAUGUUUUUGUGUUUUGCCG